Molecule: messenger RNA, 2151 nt
Organism: Oryza sativa Japonica Group (Japanese rice)
Lineage: Eukaryota; Viridiplantae; Streptophyta; Magnoliopsida; Poales; Poaceae
Product: protein DGS1, mitochondrial
Cellular component (GO): mitochondrial outer membrane
Source: RefSeq, a predicted model, not a curated record
GAGAGUUUUCCCCGAACAGUCAGAAAAAAAAAAGGGAAAUUCGAAGUCCGCAGCCGGAGGCCCCCACGGCGGCGGCGCUAUGGCGAUCUCUCCGCCUCCGCCGAGCCCUAGCUCCGGCGACCCGAUCGAGGCCGCGAGACACGCCGCCGCGGCCGCCCUGGCAGUGCCCGCACGCCUAUGGGGCUCCCUCCUCGCCCGCCUCCCUUCGCUCUCGGACCGCCGCCCCCGCCGCCGCCGACGCCCUGCUCUUCCGCUCCCCUUCCGCACAGCCGCCGCCCAUUCCGCCCGGGCUACCGGUGAGACGCCCAAAGCUUUUGGCAUCCUAGAAGAUAUUGUACAACACACGCUGUGUAGUUUGCAUGGUAUUCAGAAAAGCUUACUCUUUUGGCAGUCCAAAGCUGAGGGAACAAAUUCACAGAAAAUGUAUUUUAUGAUCUUUGAAAGGGGACCAAGGGCCUUUGUUAAAGCAACAUAUCAGACAUUGACUAGACUAAGGAGCAAUGAGAGUCCAACCCAGUACAUUUUGCACUCUGCAUCUGAUAUGGUCUCAACAAAACUUGCUGUCCUGACAAACAUGCAACACUGCUUGGCUGCUUUUCUUGCUGAGGUUUAUUGCGAAGUUGACAAAUUCAAAGAAGGAUUAACUGAAAAUUCAGAUAAAUCGCUUCACACACUGUUUGCUGUUUUGAAUACUGUCUUCUCCAAAUUGGAGGUAUCACUCCAAAAUGUUUGUGAGGGGCAUACUCUACUGUUCGCACUCGAUGGAAGCCCAUCUGAACUUCUCUUUGAAAGAUUACCAGAAAUUGAUUAUGAUAACUCAGAGUGGACAGAGGCCUCCUCAACAGAUGCUAUAUGUUUUAUCUACCAAAACCUCCAGAAGCUAGAUAACCUUGUUUGCUCUCAGCUCUCAAGGCAUAAAAAACCAAGACAUAUGACCAUAUACUGGUUGCCCUACACAUGUGGAGCGUUGGGUCUCUCGGCAUGUUCUCUGUGGCUUUUGCGACACAGUAGCUUGAUGGGAAGUUCUGACAUCGACAACUGGGUUCAAAGUGCCAAAGAGUCAAUAGCUGGAUUUUGGGAUGUGCAUGUUGAGAAACCUAUCAUUUCCAUCAGAGGUGAGCUUUUUGAGACAUUCAAAAACAGAGGUAAACAUGUAAUGGAUACACAAGAGGUCCAACUGAAUGAAGAAGUAUUGCGCAGGAUGAUGCUUGAAUUUUGUCAGCAAACUUCAAAUGAGAAGCUGCCACAAGAUAUAUCAGAUCAAGCACUUAUGGAGAAUUUCAUGGAGAGAUAUGAGAAGGAAUGGACCCAUCCUGUUAAGAAUCUUUUCGGUGGAGAGUUAGCAUAUGCCAUGCUUAUCCAGCUUCAGAAGCGCACAGUGGAUAUCAAGCAGGCAAUGCUGGAACUGGAUCAGAUUCUUAAAGGAAAUGCGAUAAACUUCGCUAUUCUUGCAGCUUUACCUGCAUUUGGUGUUUCGCUUUUGCUCCUCACUGUGGUGCAAGCAUGGAUUAUGAAUGACCAAGGCGCCGAGGGAAGAGGCAGGAUUGCACGGCGCCAAAGAAGGCUGCUGCUUCUUGAUGCAGAGAGAAAACUUAUGGAGUUUAAAAAUUGCAUGAUUAAUGGAAUGGAGGAAGAGGCAUGCUGUAAGUUCGGAUUAACACUGUACAACCUUGAUAGAUUAUACAGAGCUGUUGAAUCACAUGCAGAAGAAACAGGCGAGUGGUCAAGAUUAAGAGAAGACAUUUUGGAUCUGGCGAAACCUAAGAUGAGUAUGACAGACAAGCUGGUGGUUCUUUCACGACUGAAGGGAACGUAUGACUGCUUUCCAUAGCCAUUAGGGGGUGUUUGAUGCAUCUGAAAUUUUUCAUCAUCCUUUUUUUUUCCUCGGGUGAUGAUUGGUGAACUUACUGUGGUUCAUUUUGAGACGAUGAAUGCGCAAAUCCUGCCUAGGCAUUCAGUCUGAUGCACCUGCUGGUAGGAUUUCCAUGAAGAUUUUGAUACCGAAAAUACGAUAGAGAAAUGGCCUUGUGCCGCUCCUAAUGUCUAGUACUUAUUUCUUAUGAUGUGAAUGGAUGAUCUUUUUGAUGAGCCACUGGAAAUAACAGUUUUUACUCUCAUGAGCUAUAAAGAACAAACGGUUCGAGGUGAUAA